UCACUCCAUCAUCCUCUUGCUUUCUGUACAUGGACCACCCUCCGCCGCUCCGUAGCAGUGGACUGCGCCUGCCGCUGUGGUAAGUCAGUGCAGGCCCUCAGUCUCAGUGGGAGCAGCAGGCAAACGGAGCAACGAGAGGCGAGGAGGCGCAGAAUGAACCUGACGGAGGCACUCAACUGAGACACCGCAGACUGAACUCACUGACACAGAUCUUUUGGCUGUUUGGUGAUAGCAAGAGGAGCAAUCAUGGGACUCGACAUGUGGAGCUUUUCUCUCCUGUUGGGUUUGUCUCUCUGGAGCAACACCCAAGCCUUGGCCAGGAACCCCAUCCUGUCCAGGAUUCGAAGAGCUCCAGAGGCUGCUCAAGAAAACAAGAAAUGCUCCUACACCUUCUUAGUCCCAGAGCAAAAGAUCACAGGUCCCAUUUGCGCUGCCCGUGGCUAUUCCACUGACAAAGACCGAGUGACGCGCCUGGACGUCGCCGCGGUGCGAGACCUUCUGUCCAAACAGCGUCGGGAGAUGGAAACCUUGAAGCUUGUGGUGGACGUGGACGGUAACCUGGUGAAUGAGAUGAAGCUAUUGAGGAAGGAGAGCAGAAACAUGAACUCCAGAGUGACCCAGCUCUACAUGCAGCUGCUGCACGAGAUCAUAAGGAAGAGGGACAACUCACUGGAGCUGGCUCAGCUGGAGACACGCAUCCUCAACGCCACAACUGAGUCGCUGCGGUUGACCUCCCGGUACAAGGAGCUUGAAGCCAAAUAUGCAGCGCUGUCUGCAAUUGUGAACAAUCAGUCAGUGCUGAUCGGAGCGUUAGAAGAGCACUGCAUGCAGAUGUAUAGUCGGAGACACGAACAGCCACCCAUGGGACCUCCGUUGGUACAGGUGGUGCCGGAGAACAUUCCGGUCAGCGUGCCACGGUUCACCAAUGAGAUCCAGAGUCGCAACGCCAGAGGGUAUGGCCCGGAAAGGGGGGCUCGCUCCGGGUCAUCUCCCACCAGCAGUACGCCUGAAGUCCAGAAAUCUGAGAGAAACUUCAGCACAGAGGGCCCGUUCAGAGACUGCCAGGAGGCCCAGGAGGCCGGCCACAGCACCAGCGGCAUGUAUCUCAUCAAAGCAGAUGAAGCAGAAAGGCCGGUGCAAGCCUGGUGUGAACAGGACAUAGACAACGGGGGUUGGACAGUGAUCCAGCGCCGGAGAGAUGGAUCAGUAAACUUCUUCAGGAACUGGGAUAACUACAAGAGCGGCUUUGGCAACAUAGACGGGGAGUACUGGCUCGGCCUGGAAGCUAUCUACAAGUUAGGGAGGCAGGGAGACUACAAGCUCCUGGUGGAGAUGGAGGACUGGAUGGACAAGAAGGUCUACGCACAGUACAACAGUUUUCACCUGGAGCCCGAGAGCGAGGGCUACCGCCUGCGGCUGGGCACCUACCAGGGCAACGCAGGGGAUUCCCUCAGCAGCCACAACGGCAAACAGUUCACCACGCUGGAUCGAGACAAGGACGCCUUCUCAGGUAACUGUGCCCAUUUCCACAAAGGAGGCUGGUGGUACAACGCUUGUGGCCAAGCCAACCUCAACGGUGUCUGGUACACCGGAGGAGUGUACCGCAGCAAAUUCCAGGACGGGAUCUUCUGGGCCGACUACGGCGGCGGUUUCUACUCCAUGAAGUCUGUUCGCAUGCUGAUCCGACCCAUAGACUGAGGCUGCAAGAAGUACCGCCCAACGGCAGGGCCGGCAAACACCAGACUCGUUCUCAAGCCGUUGCUUCACACAAGCACAUCUGCAGCGAGAGGUCGAUCCUAGACGGCAAAAAACUCAACCGAUGGAACCAGGCCGAGCAUCAGUUUGCAGGAACAGACACAAACUCUGCAUAUAUGGGGACUUAGGCAACACAAAUCUGUAUCACAUGUAGCUCUGCGAAGCACCAACACGGUGCCUUGCCAAAGUACUCAUAGUCCUUGAACUUUUACACAGUGUGAUGUUAGAACUACAAACUUUAAUGCAUUUUAUGUUAUGGACUGAAAUACGCAUCUCCUAAUUGUGAUGUAGAUGAAAAGAAUUACUUUGUUUUCAAAUUACUUAAAGG
Molecule: messenger RNA, 2083 nt
Organism: Fundulus heteroclitus (mummichog)
Lineage: Eukaryota; Metazoa; Chordata; Actinopteri; Cyprinodontiformes; Fundulidae
Product: angiopoietin-related protein 1
Exons: 5
Coding region: 247-1698 (483 amino acids)
Biological process (GO): cell surface receptor protein tyrosine kinase signaling pathway
Source: RefSeq, a predicted model, not a curated record